AUGGUGGCUGCCAGCACAGUCCUCAGGCUCUCCAGUCACAAAGUCACGAGCGCAAUUGCAGCACUUGAGCUCCACUGCAGUGCUCUCCAUUGCGUCACUACCUGUGGAGUUCCAGGUGCAUUGGAGGAGGACAUCUACCAGCACUAUGGUGGGGGCAGCCUCUGCUUCAGCCACAGGUUUGCAUCAUCAACGCACAGCUUGAAGAUGCUGUCUUCACUAUACAAGCAGUUGCUGUUGUGGCCAUGUGACAAUGUUCGCUCUCAUUUCGUCUCGCUGCUUGUCAGUGAGUUGAAAAUGGAAAAAGAUACCCCAAAGUUGAACAAACUUGAUUGCAGCACAGAUGGGACCCAACAAAUCAGUCUGAAAACAGAGACACUACCACAUCCUGCUGAGACUGAAAGAAUAGGUGAUGUCAGAACACCUGCAGAAGUCAGUGGGAUUCCUGGAUUGGUAGCUAAUGUUUCUGGAUAUGAAGUGGAAUCGUUCCAGCCAUCUGCUCAGGAAUGGGUCCCAGGGGACCCCAGCCCUGUUCAAAAUGGGCACCAAGCAGAGAAUAUGGGUGGGAGCCUGGAGCAUGAGCCACAGAUGAAGCGUUUGUCUUUGAAGAGACAGUUGCGCAAGAUUCUCUUUAGCCUGGGCCUCCUGGGCUGGUGUGCAUCACAACAGAUCUUGAAUUCAGAGCAAUCUCAAGUUCUGUGGGACAUGACAGCGACUGUCAUCUGUCAAAACAAGCUGUGGCUGGACGAUGAGAGGCUCAGACGGGGUUCUGUUAUUGUUCUGCGUACAAUUUCCUCCAGCAGACCAGUGGCACGUGAUAAUCGUGGGGAUCAACAUGCCGUUCCGUAUCGAUCGGUCUCCGAUGAACUCACAUGGAUAAGCUGGGCUAUGGUUAAAUGCAGAGGAAUACAGGACUAUGGGGCAGUGAUAUGUUUGUCAAAAUGGGCAAUCGACCUUGUUUCACCCUUUCGAGGUCAGUUUCUUGCCAUCCCUCAAGAACUGCUGGACGUGGUGCUGAACAUGAUGGAUAAUGUUGACUGCACAGUGCGAAAUGCUGUGUCGGGCGUCCUAUGUGCUUUGUUUGAGGUACGAGCCAAGGUGAACGUGCAUCAUUUGGCUGCUGCUGCAAGGGCGCUCUGUCAACGGUCGUCGGACAUUGCAGGUCCUGAUGCUCAGUUGGUUGUGGCAUAUGUGCAUGCACUCGCUCCCUACUGCUUUGCUUUCUCCAAGGUACGGGCUUUGGUUGAUGUCAACGGGAUUCCAGUGAACAUCCACCUGGCCUUGCAGCCACGAUCGCGCACUUUUCGGACAUCCCAGCUUGGCAGAGUGCUGGAUCAACUAUCUCAGGGUGUUCUUGGCGAUGCAUCACCAGGAGGUCACAUGGGUUCCACCAUGGUGCAAUUGCUUCAGAAGCCAACUGACUUGUCCAGCAUCGAUGCUGGGCCGAAGAUGGCAGACUGGGUGCCCAGGCUGGUUCACAGCUUGUCUGCCUUCAGCAGUGAUCCCCAGUCUGAUGUACAGGGGGAUGAUGGGAACAUGUGCAUUGUCCAAGAGCCCUUUCCUCUGGAACGAUUGACAACUGUGAACCAUAUGUUCUGGUUCUUGGUGCAUGAAGCGCUCAGACAGUGCAUAGGAACCCGUCUUCGGACCCAUCUGGGAGGUGCAAUGAAGUUGUUCUCCUGGUUGGAGAGAACACUAUUGGCUGUUAAGGAAAGGCAGCAGGAGCACAGAAUGAUGGACGCCCAGUGCAUCUGGAUGCUGGUUGAGUACAUUGUUGCACUUGAGAAGGCUGUGUACUGUGGGUAUGAGGGGUCAGCUGUGUUGAUGGAACCGCCAAAAAGCUGCUGGGCAUUCUUCUGUGGGAACAAAAAGACAUGCGAAGAGUGCUUCAACCGGCUUCGUCCUUUGGUCAUGAACACAAGCCAGGCAGCUGGUCACCACCAAGGGGCAGUGCAUGCUGCCAUGGAGCAGUUGCAAGUGCUUGAAAAACAGCUUCCCGGCCUUCCACAGCUGGACUCCAUGUGCUUGGAGGUUGGAAAUGGAAAGGAAGUUGGCAGUGGCAGGACAAUGGCCAACGAGGAUGUUCUCCAGGUGAUACAAGGUAGAGAGCAAGAGGAGGAACGCCAGCAAGUGCCAGAAAAGCAGAGGCUUCAGGAUCGUCUCCCAGUGGCUUGGGAACAAUUUCUUGAGAAAGUAAGCACUGCUGUGCAGGUUUGCUGCCUGGGAUUGUGCAGGUUAAAGGAGGGGGAUGCCAUUCUUGGAAUCUUCUCUUACCUACGGAAGACAUUUGGCCCAACUAAGGUUCCAAGUGGUGAUGCCACAGAGGAUGCUUGCAGCUAUCCUUUUGGUUGGGUUCAGGGCGUCGCCUGUCAAGCAGCAGGGUGUUACGAACGAGCUCAUGGAUUCUACGCCGAGUUCCUAAUGUAUGGCACAGAGCAGAUGCCCAAGGCCUCAGCACUGAGCACAGGCACAGCCAUCGGAACAGCAGGGCAGUUCCUGGCACAGAGUUUUCGUCCAUUUGUGGUCGAGCGCAUAGGAGAGUGUUAUUGUCAGCUUUCUGAUUGGCAUGGCUUCAGAAGCUUUGCAGAAAUUGUAAGGGCCGGGCAGAUGGUAGAUGAAGGCAAGCGCACUGCAACACUGAAUCGGCUACUGGACCGUGGGGAGCUGCUGGCAGUGUGUGAUGGGGACAAUCUUGCUGAGGCUGUAGCAAAACUGUGCUCAUGGACUACAAAUAUAGAAGACCCAUCCCUGGGCUGUUCUGGACCCAACCAGGUCAUGGAAGAUGUGGAGGACCACAUUCUGAAGGCGCUGGCUGCUUUGAAGUGUUGUAUUCACAAUCAACAAGUCCCUGGUGGUCUGAUAUCAGAGAGCACAGCUAAGAUAUGUUCCCGGCUACAAAUGCCUGUCCAGCUUUACGCCGAAGACAGCCCAGAAUUGCUCACUCCUCACCUGCUGAACCUGCACUGCCUCAGAAGCCUGCACUUGGCUUUAAAAAAAUAUCCAGAAGUAGCCAGUCGCUGGGGUGAUUCAAAGCUGGCUGCAGAUGGUAUUUUGGGACCCUCAGCAGAUCGAAAGAUGGACGACGUGGCACUGUUGCCUCUUCAGCUGCUGUGCAGCGGUGGCAGGGAUGCUGAUCACCAAAGAGAGCUCUUCAAGCUGCUGCUUCCUGAGAUAUGUCACAGGCCAUUGUGUGCCGAUCUGCAGCUUCUUGAUCCUGCAUGGAUGUUGAAAUUGUCAAGGGUACUAGAAGGUUCUUCUACUCAAACCUCUGAGGAUGCCACUUUCCUGCUUACAUUGGUUGCGGCACAUGUUGCAAGGAACACAGACAACCCAAGGCUUUCCUCAAGACUGCUGAACACGUUGCCAUCUUCCAAUGGCGGCUGGCAGGAUUUGCUUGUCUGCCUGCAACAUUCAGAAGGUGUGCACAGGACUGGAGGAAGCAGUGCACGUUCUGCAGCACUAACUAUGUGCUGGGAAGCUGUGGCAUCGUUCCUGCAAAGCACUGGUGUCAAAGGCUGGACUGCACAGGUCGCUGCUGCUGCCUGCCUGAGGCUGUCCAGUUGGCUAUCUGGCGUGGACAACAGGGACGCAACCUUAGGGGACUCUCUUGCAGCUGCAUCAGUGGACUGGGGUUUGUUAGUGUCGAAACUGGGCAACCAGUGGAGAAGACUCAUGGAUAGUGCAGGAGGUGAACAGCUGUCCAGUGGAUCUAUUGGCACUCAAGUCACAAGAGUACAUUGUGCCUGCGUGGCUGGAGCCCUCACAUUGGCGCCAAGCAUGGCGCGAGCUUUCAGAGAGUAUGGAAAUCUGCUGUACAGCUUGACACAGGAGGCAGAGUCCAAAACGAAGCUGUCCACCUUCCCUGAAGAGGCAGCCGGGCAUCUGGCUGGCUAUGCACAUACUUUAGCUGCAUACUGCCAGUAUCUGCAUAUGGUGGGGAACAGUGGAAAUGGCCAUCACACAUUUGAGCAGCACUUUCUGAUUCUCUUGAGAGUGCUUCACAUAGUUGUGUAUCAAGGAGUGCAUCUUGCUGGCCCCGCCCUCGAUGAACCAUUGGCACGUGUGCCACCAGCAGUGUGGCAAGUGGUUACACCCCAGCUAUUCAGCCAUCUUGGGGAUCACCAGCAUGCUGUCCGUCAGUACCUCCAGCAUAUCUUGCAGGGUGUCAUUGUAUCUGUGCCAUCCGCCGUCUUGUAUCCUGCAGCCGUGGAGAUGAGAAGGGCAGAGCACAAAGGGGAGCAUUUGCUGGAUGAGCUUCAGGCCCUGAUUUCUGAAUUACAACAGCACUACCCAGACCUACUGGGCAACCUCAUGGUCCUCAUGGAGGAGAUGGAGCGCAUCACUGUCUUGUGGGAAGAGCAAUGGUGCGCAACGCUGACAGAGCUCCAUCUGGAUGUGCAACGCCGGACAGUGGCUCUGCAGGCUGAAGCGCAGAGGCUCAGAGAUAACCACAGUCUGGACCAGCAGCACAGGGCUGCGAUGCUGCGGCAGCGAUUCGUCACACUCAUGUCACCUGUGAUUUUGACUCUGGAGAAGCGGUUACGGUCAACGGUGCUGAACCCAGCAGAGACGCCUGCAGAAGAACAUAUGCAGGCCAUGUACAUGAAGCCACUGACAGCUGCCAUUGCAGGCAUUCGCAACCCAACCCACACACUGGAUGUACCAUCUGUACAGACACUCUGGGCACCACUCAAGGGUCUGUGGAAGCAACUGGGGCAGCGCUUGAAGUCUUUGAAGAUGAGCUUGGGGUUUGUGUCUCCAAGAUUGCUGGGUCUUCAGGACACCAGCAUCCCUAUGCCAGGUCACACUGGCAGCGGGGUCACAAUUGCAAACUUCAAGCCUGAGGUACUUGUGCUGUCCACAAAGACUCGACCAAAGAAGUUGGCUAUGCUGGGCUCAGAUGGGGAAGAGUAUGUGUACCUGCUGAAGGGACGAGAAGAUCUGCAUUUAGAUGAGAGGUUAAUGCAGUUCCUGCGUGUCGCCAACGGUUUGCUGCAAGACCAUGCACUUACAAAACCUUCUGGGCUUCGUGCCCGCUGGUAUACAGUCACUCCUCUAGCAGGGCGUGUGGGACUAAUACAGUGGGUGCCGAACACGGUUUCGAUGUAUGGACUCUUCAAGGCAUGGCAAGAGCGGCAGCUAGAACGGCAUCAGGCCAUGACAGAAGCCAUGAAGCAGGAGCCAGAAGGCCGUGCAGGACCAACCACAUCACCCAGCAAGGGCUCCCCACCCUCUGGACCCCCCCCUGCAGCAGCUAUGAGACCAGUAGACUUGUUCUUCUCGCGAAUGAUGCCAGCCUUGAACGAGGCUGGGCUGGAACGUCACACACCCAGGAAAGACUGGCCCAUUGAGGUCAUGAAAAAGGUCUUCAGUGGCCUCAAGCGCGCUGUGCCUCAGCAGCUCUUGGCGAAAGACCUUUGGUGUGGUAGUGGAACCAGUGCAGCAUGGUGGCAGCGAGUUAGGCAGUACAGUCAGUCACUGGCUGUCAUGAGUAUUGCAGGCCACAUUCUGGGCCUUGGUGACCGGCACUUGGACAACAUUCUCCUGGACAAGCAAACAGCAGAAGUUGUGCACAUUGACUACAAUGUUUGCUUUGAGAAGGGUUUAAGGCUCAGGGUCCCUGAGUUGGUGCCCUUCAGGUUGACACAGACCUUGCAGGCAUCAAUGAGCCUUGGUGGCCUGUCGGGCAUUUUCCUCCACAAGUGCACAGAUGUCCUGACGGUGAUGCGGGACAACAAGGCAGGCCUGAAGGUGCUCCUGGAUGCCAUGCUCAGCGACCCCACUGUGGACUGGGCAGCUGAGCGACAUGAGAGGGCUGCACGGAAGGACAUGGACCUGGCUGUCAGUCUGCAAUUGUUUGCAUCUCGAGUUGAGGAGCUCCGGCAGCCCCUUCAGAUACCUUCUGUGGAGCUGUUGCCACGUUUGGACGAGUGUGUCACUGUAUGCCAAGUGUAUCUUGAGCUGCACCAAUUCAUGGCAACACAACAACAUCGUCUUUGCCAUGCCAGGCGGCAGGUGGCUGAUGCGCAGUCUACACUUGCUAGCGCUGCUGCUCAAGAGGGUGCACAUCUUGAUGCAUACAGUAAAGCUUCAGAGGUUCAAGCAAAGUGCAUCAGUGAUAUGCAGACUGUGCAGUCCGGUAUUCAGCGGGUGGUGUCACACUGCCAGGGAUGGGUGUACAGACACCUUCAGGUUGUUGGCACCUUGAAAGAAGCAACACCAUCAGUUCUGAGCACGCGGCAACCAAUGUGGCAUUCUGGAGCAAGCACUACUUCGCUGGAGCUUGUCCUGAAGUCAGGUACAUCUCGGAGUCAGACCAUUCUGGAGAGUGUCUUGGGUAGGGCACCUUCAACAUCAGUCCUCCCAACAGAUGUGCUACGCCAGUGUGUAGCGUUGGAUCGUCAAGGAUGCAAUCUACUGCAGUCACGAGACUCUGUUGUAGCUGGAGCGCUGAAAUCCCUGACACAGUAUUCUGCCAUCUUGAAGCAUCUACUGCCCCAGAAUUAUUGGAAGAGCAGUCAACACUAUAAAUGGGCAGAGUGUUUUCAAGCAGCGCUGGCCACAGCCCCUGAGAAUGGGUUUGAAGCUGCACAGCAGCUUGCACCAAAGGUCCCCCCAGAAGAUUCUGUCACCAGCAUGUGGAGAGCACUCAUUACGGCCUACACUGGUGUAGGACGUACAGUGAAAAGCCAGGAUACACAGGGAAUGACACCAACUUUUGGACGCUUGGAGAACGAUGCAGCUUCAAAGGAAGAGCAGCUCCAGGCAGCUCUUUGUGACACCAGUGGUGAUGCUGACCUGGCAGCAGCUGCUAUUGUGACUGUCUGCAAGGCUCUGUUGGAGUGGGCGGAUGAACCACUGUCUACAAAGACAUUGCCUCGCAAGAGUCCACCAGGUUUCCAGGAGGAAACCAAUGGUGUUGCUAUCUGGGCACAAAAGCUGCAUGGCCUUGCCAAAUUGCUGAAGUUGUUGGCCUGUAGCGAAGUGGGCAAGAUGGCAUUGCUGGGACGCAACGCAACAGAUGACAAUGUCUCCUCAGAUAUAUCUGUUCGAUACUCAUGGCUGAAUGCACUGGAAAAGUACUCCUCUGAGGCAGUUGUGGCAUACAAGAGCUUCAGAAUGGGUUCAUUGGUGGACGUGGCAGCUGUUUUCGAAGAAGGUCCUGACACUGUCAAAGUGAGCAUCACAGAGUCAGUGAAGAAGGCAGUAUCUGAGCUGGAAGCUGUGCUGGCACAAGCAUGGGAACUGGAAAAUUUGAGGCUUGACCAUGCCGAUUUUUUAAUGAACUACGAUGAAAAGGUAUCAUCAGUUGCGAAGAGCCUGAGGGAGGUCCAGGAAUCAGCAUUCAAUUCUGGCCUCGCUCCGGAAGAGCUGCAGGGACUUGCCACGCAGCAGCAAGAGCUGGUUGCCAACCUGCAGCAACAGCAGCUCCAGUGGGAUCAGCGCGAUGAGGUUCAGGCACAUAUCAACGAGCACGCUGAUGCCCUCAAGCACGAGGCCACACUUGUGGCUGGGAGGCUGGCUUCUUUGAUGGAACGAGGAUGCCCUGGCAGUCUGGCUGCUGAGGAGGAAGGCGAGGCAGUGCAGUGGGGUUCUUUUGAAAUCCCUGUGUGGAGGCCACUUGCAAAGAUCUUCAAGCGACUGGAGAAUGCAGAGCAGCACCUGUCUCCUUAUGUGGAUGGAUGUGUGGAGGCCGCUGGUGGCGAGAUGACAGGAAAUCUGUAUGAGGAUCAGGAGUUAUUUCCUUCGGGUUUCCGUCAGUGGAACUGUCUCUUGGAGCAGGCGAGAUGGCUGAGGGACCUUGUCAUGGCUGUGUCAGAGCGCGCACGUGAUUCACAGCCUUUGAACACACAAUCUCGAACCAGAGAAACUGGGCAGGGUGUUGCCAUUCUGCUGGAAACUAGACUGUUGGCAGCACUGGAAGCAAGAGUCUGCAAGCUUGCUCCACCUGUUUUUCGAACAGGCAUACAGGAAUUGGUGUCUGCACUGGAGGGCAGGCCUCAGGUGACCUGUGUCUCAGCUCUUGAAGCUGGCAGUCACCCCAAGGAUGCAAUGCCUGAGAGCUGCAGUGGAUUUUUCGGCGAUGUUGUUGAUGCCCCCCAAGAGGUGUUGGGCGAACUUGAGAUGCCACUGGAAGCUGAAGAGGAAGUGGAGGAGGCCAGGGGCAGCUGGAAGAGUAGCAGCACAUCUGAGAAGCAGCUGGUGAAAUUCGCAGACUUUGAACGUGGCCUUGACAGCUCCAACGAUCUGCUUGAACCGCUUGAAGGCAGCAGGCCUGAGAGCAGGGGCAAGCAAGAUGACCCUGCAAAAGAGUUGAAGUCUUCUCAUGAGAGAGUGCCAGAUUUGGUGGAGUUGAUGCACAGAUGCCUAGAUGCUGGAGGAAACUACUCAUUGGCCCAAAUCCAACACCGUGCAGUGUCCUCAUGGGUGGCCGAAUUGAAGUUGGACCAGACCAUACGACUGCACAACCUUGCUGCCUUUGAAUGGGUUCAUGACUCAGAAGUACCACGUGAAACAGGUGCCAGGGGGCUACAGUAUGUGGGUGCAUACUUCCGUUGUGUAGGACUGGCAGACUUGCCAGAGGAUCUGCAGCGCGACCCACUUGGCAGGUCACAGAUUGUUUCCAAGCUCCAGGGUGCCUUGAAGGGAUUGUCAGAGCUCGAUCCGGCCUAUGCUGAAUGGGAUCAGCAGUCUGAGGCUAUGUCCCAGCAACUGCAUGGGUGUGUCCGGGCUGCAGCGCUGGAGGGCACACUACCCGGCAUGGACGGCCCUGUUACAGCGCAGGCCCUGCAAGGUUACCUGAACAGAAGAGUGAAGUGGCUCAACAGUGCCAAAGAAUACGCCGACAAUGUGGCCAGCAUUAUGCAAGCCGUUCUUCAGUUUGAGCAUUCACGCAAUGGGCAACUGUGGGCUCCAGAUCAGGAGCUCAGCCCUCGCACUUUCAAUGAGUUUCAGGAAUGGCUGUGCCAGCUUGACGGUGCAUCUAGCAGUCUCAAGGCUGCCCAGGCAGAUGUGCGGAUAUUUCACGCCCAGUCAGCAAACCUGCAGAACAUGGCGACACGAGCUUCAGCCGUGAUGAAAGCAGCCCUUGUUGAGGAGGCACGCACAUCGUCUCAAUUCUCCGAGCAUGCCGAGUUGCUGAUUUCGUCUGGCGGUGCAACAUCCGAGAAGCUGGGGGCUGUUGUCACUGGCAUGGCUGCAGCUGCAGAGCCAAUCGAAAACGACAUGAAGUCCUUGUUCAACGAGUUAAGUUCGGUGACAAGCGGGCACAGAGCAACACGGGAUGUGCAUCAGCUCGUUGGGAAAGUGCUGGAGCAGCACAGUGGACUGCUGCAGACACUGCAGCAAAUCAGGGAAACGGUGCCUGUGGUUGUGAAAAUGUUCGAGGGGUGCAUUGAUGCCAAACACUCACAAGAUGACACUGCGAGCACAAGCGCAGACGAAGCAAAGGCUGUGGCAUUAGCGGAAACAAGGGACUUGUGGACACAGGUUGAAGUGUGUUCCGGGCUAUGCGCUCAGGCAUCGAAGUCCUUGCAAAGUCUGUGCUCUGCCCUUGAUUCCCUGCUUACAGCAACGAACAGCAUCUCAGUUGCCCUCCAGUCCGAGCAUGGCCUUGAGGAGGACAUCGUCGAUCCUGCCGAUGCUGGACGUGUUGAUGGAUCAAUUGCAAGGGAUAGCAAUGACCAAGAACAGGACUUGGGGUCUACGAGCGCGUUAGCGUCGGAAAGACCAGAGGAUGGGGCCAACCCACAACAGUGCAGCGCGAGGCAGUGGCUGUCAGUGGCUGGUCUGUCACAGGAAAUUGAAGGUUCGCAAGCCCCAGUCAUUGCUGGUGGCCUCCAGGCAGCAUUCCAGGCUGCAGCAGCAUCUGAUGACGUCUCUGAAACCGUCCCUAAAAGAGAACGCGAUGAAGACGGUCGUACUGGAGAGUGUGAAGGAGAUGUGGGCGAUGUGCCACCGAGUGGUCCCGGAACCAAGGACGCUCAGCAUGGAGGCGAGCCAAGCAGUUGGCGGCCGCCUGCUGGUGAACCGCAGGGAGAGACGCAUGGAGGCACGGCGGCUUCACAGAGCCCAGUCGUGGUGGGGCGUCGAGGUCGCAGUGAUGCAGUCAUGCCGUCGAGGCUGGUUCGUGGCCUCAGCCAGGAGCAAAAGACGUAUGCCGCAUCUGUGCUGGGGAGGUGCAUCGCCAAACUCGGGGGUAGAGAGAGGGAAGGCGGCGCUCAGUUGACAGCGCUGCAGGAGGUGGAAAGAUUGAUUCAGCAGGCGACAAGCACAGAGAACCUGUGUCGCAUGUACGAGGGCUGGACACCUUGGAUAUAG
Molecule: messenger RNA, 10317 nt
Organism: Ostreobium quekettii
Lineage: Eukaryota; Viridiplantae; Chlorophyta; Ulvophyceae; Bryopsidales; Ostreobiaceae
Source: the annotation of a GenBank genome assembly